Messenger RNA from Phytophthora sojae, 2613 nucleotides. RefSeq lists its product as hypothetical. Bases 1 to 2613 code for a protein of 870 amino acids. The transcript is spliced from 9 exons. The record is from RefSeq and is a predicted model, not a curated record. Lineage: Eukaryota; Oomycota; Peronosporomycetes; Peronosporales; Peronosporaceae.
AUGGCGACCGACGGGUUCCCGGGCGGCCUGGCGUGGGUGGAGCGCGGCUCGGUGCUCAUCCGCCGCAUGAACUCGGAGCGCGUCGCCGAGGACCCGCGCGUGCGCCGCCUGCUGCUGAAGCUGUCGCUGCCCCCGUCGCCCACGGAGGUGACGGCCAUGGAGGCGAUCGCGGAGGAGAACGCGGCGGCUGCGGCGGAGGAGAAGGGCGACGCAGAGGAGAAGCGGCCGUCUCCUCCGCUUCCUCCCCCUCCCCCGUCGCUGCUACUGGACGCCCAGGAGAGCUUCGAGGCCAUCGAGGCGGCCACGGACGCUAACGACGUCAAGCAGGAGAGCGAGAACACGGCGUCCAACACGUACAAGGUGCUGCUCUGGACGUACAGGCUGCAGGUCUCGCUGCAGAGCGCAGUGCAGUACGCGCUGUUCGCCAAGACCAGCGAGGACGGCUGCUUCAUUCAGAUCGCUCCAAGGGUUUAUUGCGUGGCGCCGCCGCAUAUCACGACGUUCAGUCGGUUGUUCGGGGCGUACUCGUCGGCGCGCAACUGGAACGCGGCAGUGAAGGUGCUGGAGCAGUUGGACUCGCAGAUGUCCAAGAGGUUCGAGGACGGAGCGUGUGUGUUUGACUGCGGGCUGUUCGAUGGCGUCAAGAGGAUGCACCACAAGCCGCUGGUGUUUGACGAGUUUUGUGAUGGACGCAUCGCUUCGAUCUCGUACUGCCGCGGACCGAUUCCCUCGAUGCAUUCCGGUUUCGUGGUUACGUCGACGGUUGCGGCGUGGCUGGACCUCAAGCCGUCCAAUGUCGCAAUCCUGCUUGCCCCGAACAAUGAGCAGAUGAGUGUGUUUGCCACGUGCUGCACGCUCUACUGCACCGUCGUGUCCAGCUUCCCGGAGAACUUCGGAAACGAGCUGCUGAGCGCGUAUUUGCAGCACAUUAAGCUGGCCGAAACGUGGCCAGCUAAGCUCCAGCGGACUUUCAGCGGGAACGACCCCAAGAAUGCCGCCUACACGGGUGGGUUACCGCGACCCCAGGCACGAUACAUUGCGGACUUUGGCAAGCUGUUGGAGAUGCGAGACAAAAAGUUAAUGGACUGCGCCGACUUGCCAGCCCUGGAGGAGAAGAAGCAUAAGCUGACGGGUAUUGCAGUGACCCCAGCGGCGCGACCGAUUUAUAUCCGACAGAUCGAUCUAUUGUCGAGUCCUGAGUGUGCAGACGAAGCAAGCAGCUCAAGCCUCACGGCGUUGUCGCCUCUGGCUGAGAUCUGCCGACCUUAUUUUGUCAUUCAGAACGAGAAAGGGGUCCUAUUCUCCAGCAUGGUGAACGGCGUUCGAAACGUGGAUCUGCAUACAGGGAUGCACAUAUUCCGGGUGGGAAGGCAGUUCCAGAACUGCAGCGACUUGCAGCUAAAGAUGUAUCACCUGCCAUUCGGUCGACAGGGGGAGCUGAUUUUUGAGUGCCGCCUUCACGCCAGCAUCUUGUUGGAGCUCCAGGUUGUCGAGGGGGAAGCAGGAGUUGGAGAAAAUGAUGUAGGCAUUGUCACGUUGCGCCUCGACAAGGGUGACUUUGACUGCAUUUCGUCGACAUUCUCGCUACCUAAGCAGUUCACGGUCCGGAUUUUGUAUUCGCACGACUUCAGCGCGUUCCCCGCCAUGGAGUCGCCACUUCCUGUCAGACAAAUGGAUGAAAUCAACUCUGUUGGGGAUUCUGCUGCUGCGGCAGCUGCUGCUCAUUCGAAUGGAGAUGCAUCAGCGGCUCAUGCCAGUGCAUUCGCGGAUCAGCAACGGCGUGCUAGUACAAAGGCUAUGCGAUAUGAUGGACCAAAUGCUGUUACGUUUCUGUUGGGCCAACCUGGAAUUCGGACGCCAUUCGGAGAUCUCGCACUAGAGAAAGUUGAUGUGAUUCGGAAGGCACACAGAAACCGAGUGGAUAUCUAUCUGCUCUUCCACGUGGAUGCGGGACAUUGCCAAACAAAAGUGCUGCCACUGCGCCACUUGUUCCGUUUUGUGCUGCCUGAAGCCAUUCGGGAAAAAGUGAUCUCGAUGGGAGCGAGCGAAGAGUCUCUGGAUGAAAAUGCGCCGUCUUCCUUCGAUGUUGGCUCUGGAGUUAUGUCAUUUGAUGAGGAGUAUGCCCGCUGGUUGCAGCAUUUGUACGAAACUGAUUUGGAUACCCCUGGAAACAACUAUGAUGACGAGUUCGUGCGAGGGAUUCCUGUCACUGACAUCCAGCCAAGCCUCGAUUACCGGAUCGGCAGCUCGAUUACUCACCUUCAAGGCGAUUGCAUUUGUUUCCGUGAAGUGAGCAUCGAGACGGAGGUGAACGAACCACCCUCUCCUGCUCGAGACCAGCACGGCCGCCGACCAUACACCUCCAAAUCCCGUGGAGCCCCAGCUUCGCUAAUCAACCAGCUCCCCACGUACACUUUCACAGCAGCAAAAGAACACGCCGACCAAGCCACCCCUGAUUGCCUGAUAUGCCGCUGCAGCUUCGAGGUCGGCGAGGAGAUCAAGUCGUUGCCGUGCUUCCACUCGUAUCACUCCGACUGCAUCGACUCGUGGCUGUCUCUGAACAAGGUGUGCCCAGUUUGCCAGUUCAGCGUCGACCAAACUCAACUCGGUUAG